AUGUCACACAGCAUCUCAGAUCUCCAAACCGCCUUGUCCUCGUCGCUUUUCCCGCAACUCACUGUUGGCAUCUUCCUACUGUUCGUGGCAUGGCUAGUUUAUCGACGCUUCGGCGCCAUGGAGCGGGUUGCGAGUGUCCCUCCCGUGCACGGCGCCCACAUCGCGGCCUCAGCAACGGCGCUGGACACGCUCACGUCCACGGCGCAAGAUCAUGCUCUCCUGCCCGUGGAACACAUCCACGCCGGGGCUGCUGUGAAGCACUCGCAUAUCUGGCUGGCGAAGUACAUCCCCGACCCGGUGCUCCACGAGUACGAGAACCGCCACCACGUGGGAAACUACGUGAUGGACCGGGUGACGGGGGAGAAGACGUUCGAGCAGAUGAGCAUCUACGUGCGGGUCGGGAUGCAUCUGCUGUACUACGAGUCGCGACAGGCGCAAAUACUGCACGUCAAGCGGGUGCAAGAGGUCCUCCGGAGAGCAGAGCGUCAAGAUGGACCGGGCGACUACCACCGUUGGCAUGCGCCCGUCACGGGGACGGUCGACUAUGUCAAGAAGAUCCCCGGCACGUAUUACACGGUCAAUCCGCAGGCGAUCAGCCAGGAGGGCACCUUGAACGUGUUUGUCGAGAACCGGAGGGACGUCAUGAUCAUGCACCAACCCGUCACAGGGAACAAGGUCGCCGUUGUCGCGGUCGGCGCAAUGCUGGUGGGGAGCAUCAAGAGGAAUCCUGGCAUGGAGGAACCGGGCAAGACCAUGAAACGGGCCGAUUGUCAGGGCGCGUUCCAGUGCGGAAGGCAGCACCGUCAUCGUAGUAUAUCCCAAAGGUGA
Cladophialophora carrionii CBS 160.54 is the source of this 828-nucleotide messenger RNA. RefSeq lists its product as uncharacterized. Gene Ontology annotation, molecular function: phosphatidylserine decarboxylase activity. The record is from RefSeq and is a predicted model, not a curated record. The transcript is spliced from 2 exons. Bases 1 to 828 code for a protein of 275 amino acids. Gene Ontology annotation, biological process: phospholipid biosynthetic process. Lineage: Eukaryota; Fungi; Ascomycota; Eurotiomycetes; Chaetothyriales; Herpotrichiellaceae.